Molecule: messenger RNA, 1806 nt
Organism: Zea mays
Lineage: Eukaryota; Viridiplantae; Streptophyta; Magnoliopsida; Poales; Poaceae
Exons: 3
Coding region: 351-1472 (373 amino acids)
Source: RefSeq, marked validated
AUGGGACGGAAAGGAAGGAAACGGUUUGUGUUUGGCGUAAACGGCGACGUGGAAAGCUCACCCGUAUACUACAGUAGCAGAAUAACGCAAUGCGAUGGAAUCCAUCUACUCUCACCAAUGCCCAAUCACAUCUCGACUUGAUGCUGCCACCUUUUCCUAAUCCAGCUGCUCCAGCCUAGCUCACGUCGCUUCCAACAGACGCCACCAGCCACCGCGCCAUCGUCUCAGUGUCACAGCAGGAAGCCGCGCUCCCGCCAGCCGUUAGCUGCUCCCAACAGCGGCGGGAUCAGGGCUUGCGAUUUGGCAGACGCGAGUCCCCCCACCCCCCCGGCCGCUUACUUCAUGCCUCCAUGGAUCCGGUCGCGGACCCGUCGCCGUCGCGGCGGUCCCUGAAGCGGAGGCCGCCGGCGCGGUCGCCGGAGCUGUCGCCCAAGUCGGGUCCGGGGGCAGGAGAGGCGGCGGCGGAGGGGCUGAUCCGGCGGGUAGAGGAGCUGGAGGCGGCGGCGGCGCGGCUGCGCGGGGAGAAGGAGGCGGCGGAGGACGCGGCGCGGGGCCUGCGGCAGGAGCUCGACGCCGAGCGGGCCUCCGCGGAGACGGCGGCCAGCGAGGCCAUGCUCAUGAUCGAGCGCCUGCAGCGGGAGAAGGCCGCCGCGCAGAUGGAGGCCCGCCAGUUCAAGCGCUACGCCGAGAGCCGCGAGGACAGGGAGCGCGAGGUCCAGGAGGAGCUCGCCUCGCUCUCCGACCUCGCCGCCUCCUACCACUCCCGCCUCCAGUCCCACGGCAUCGACCCGGACUCCUUCACCGACGACGACGAUGACGAGUCGUACUCGUACGAGGAGGUGGGCGCCGAAGACGUGGAGCAGAUCGGCAUGGCCGCGCUGCAGGUGGAGCGGAACGUUCGCGACUCGGGCAGUGGCAUGGAGGUGAAAGCCAUGGUCGUUGGCAAUGACCGCGGGGAGGACGAGGAGGAUGCCGACGCCGACGCCGACGACGCGGAGGAGCCGUCGUCCCCCGUGGAGAAGGAAUUCGAGUAUACGGUGGAUGUUACCUGCGCGAGUACAACGAAGCCAGCUACGUCUGUGGUUGCACAGUACGUGGGGGACGGCAACUCGGGGGGGCUGUAUGCAAGGGUCGAGGCGCUGGAGGCGGACAGGGCGGCCCUGCGGAGGGAGAUCUUCGCUCUGCGGGCGGAGAGGGCACAGCUGGUGAUGGCCAGGGAGAUGGCGCGGCGGCUCUGCUGGGAGAUGGUUGCUGAGCAGAGAGCCAUUGUGAAGAAAGCGCUAGUGCCUGCGAGCAGUUUCUCAGUGAUCAGGAUAUGCAAGUGGGUGCUCUCAAUACUAUUUUGGAGAAACAGAAGCUCUACAGCCAAGUACACCUUUGGUUUGUCGACUACGUUCCUUGGCCUCCUGCUGCUUCUUGACAGAUCCGCAUUGUUGAGUUCCUGGCGACGUCUGCCAUGGCCACAAAGAUGAAUGCAACCUUCUCCAUACCAACAGCCAAAUGCCCUUAAAUUCAGAGAUUUGAACAGUUAAGCUUUAUUGUGCAUGUGUAUUGAUUCUUUGGUGUUUCUUUUUCCUUUUGCCACGUACAGUAUUGGAGCUGUACGUUUUUUUUCCUGAAGCUUUGAGCUGCCGUAUAGUGUGUAAUUUAGACUACUAGGCUUGAAUAGUUUGUAAUUUGGGGCGACAUGCUCUGUAUAGAGUGUACAUCAUAGUAAGUUGUGGAACUCCGAUUUGUUUUGUAUCGUCGUGGUGACCUUGCUUAAUGUCAGAUGUCGAAGGCCAUUACGAGGCCUUUUUUCGACGU